Vigna angularis (adzuki bean) is the source of this 1388-nucleotide messenger RNA. RefSeq names its product extensin. Lineage: Eukaryota; Viridiplantae; Streptophyta; Magnoliopsida; Fabales; Fabaceae. The record is from RefSeq and is a predicted model, not a curated record. The transcript is spliced from 2 exons. The coding region runs from base 107 to 1240 and encodes 377 amino acids. Gene Ontology annotation, cellular component: plasma membrane. Gene Ontology annotation, molecular function: electron transfer activity.
AACUUUUCUUUAUAUCAAUCCCUUCUCGUCACUUCUUUCUGUAACUCUUUUGCUUCUUUAUUUUUCUCAGUAUUCCAUCUCUCUCUCUCUCCUCAGUCUCUGCUACAUGGAGCUUCAGAUACGUGUUUUUUGUCUCUUCUUGUUUCUCCUGACUCUGCUCUCGGGGUCUCAGGCCUACACCUUCUACGUUGGUGCGAAAGAUGGGUGGGUUUUGUACCCUUCUGAGAAUUACAAUCACUGGGCUGAAAGGAUGAGGUUCCAAGUCAGUGACACUCUUGUUUUCAAGUACAAGAAGGGAUCGGACUCGGUUUUGGUGGUGAACAAGGAGGAUUACGAGAAAUGUAACAAGAAGAACCCGAUCAAGAAGUUUGAGGAUGGUGCCUCGGAGUUUCAGUUUGAUCGGUCUGGUCCCUUUUAUUUCAUCAGUGGAAAAGAUGAUUAUUGUGAGAAGGGUCAGAAACUUAUCAUUGUUGUGUUGGCUGUGAGGGAGCCUCCUCCAUAUUCUCCAACGCCACCAAAUCUUCCACCUCCUCCAAAAACUCCUCCCCCUUCCCACCAACCUUUUGUCCCAAUUCCUCCAACCAUUCCCUCUCCUAUUUCUCAACCCCCCUACACUCCUUCCCCUUCCCAUCAACCUCCCUUUCUUCCAAUAGCACCAUCGCCAUUUUCUCAAUCACCUCAUGUGCCACCACCACCCAAAACUCCAUCUCCUACUUCCCAACCACCUUACAUUUCACCACCGCCAAAAACUCCUUCCCCCACCUCCCAACCUCCUUACAUUUCCACACCGCCAUCCACCGCCCCUUCUCCCAUUUCCCAACCUCCCUACAUUCCAAAACCUCCAAACACUCCUUCCCCAACAUCUCAACCACCCUACCCUAAUGCCCCAACUCCAUAUCUCAAUUCCCCCAUCACUCAACCCCCAUCAUCCGCAUCAUCUCCAACUUCCUCAUCACCCUAUCCAUCCACCAUCCCUCCAUCAUACCCACCUUCCCCCUUCGCUCCGGCUACUACACCCUCCACUGCGUCACCACCAUUGCCGUCUCCGGCAACCGCCACUUCUCCUCCGGCACCACUACCGGCAGCAACAAGCCCAUCGCCAUCGUCUUCGUCGGGAUCGUCCUCCAACGAAACGACGCCGUCCCGGCCAAACGGCGCGUCGUCUAUAUCUGAAUCGCGUUUUGGAGUGUACUCACUAACCAUUCUGGUCGGUGCUGCUCUCAGUAACAUUCUUGGUUAGAAAGCCAAACUUGUUAUUAGUAUUAAUUUUUGUUUUUGGAACUUGAAUUUUUAUUUUAUUAAUAUUUUUAUUUGAACAUAUGAGAUAUAUCCAUUUUAAUUUUAUAUUGUAUAAUGAUAAUAAUAUGAAUUCUGUGUAUCUAUGGUUA